CGGGGCAUGCGCGGCUCCGCGCGCGGCUUCUCAAAUAUGGCGGCGGCGGUGUGAAGACCGGUACCGGCUCGCGGGACCAGUGUCACAAUUUCGCUCCUUUCGCUGACGAGACUCGAAGGAAAGAAUACCGGAAAUGGAUAUCAGGGGGCAAACAGAGAAUGAAGAUCCAAUGGAUGACAAGAAGGAGAAUCAAGAGAAAGUGCCUGACUCAGGCACACCUUCUGUGCAGAGUGAUGAGUUCCACUGGGAAAAUUACUUGAAAGAGACUGGAUCUUUGGGUGCUCCUUCAGAGUGCUUCAGACAGUCUAAGGUUCCACCAGCUAAUGAAUUCAAAGUUGGCAUGAAAUUGGAAGCCCAUGACCCUCGCAAUAUGACUUCAAUAUGUGUAGCCACGGUCGUCGGAAUUACUGGUGCCAGGCUACGUUUAAGACUGGAUGGUAGUGACAACAGAAAUGAUUUUUGGAGGCUUGUUGAUUCUCCAGACAUACAGCCUAUUGGGACAUGUGAAAAGGAAGGGGACUUACUUCAGCCUCCACUGGGAUACCAGAUGAAUGCGUCAUCUUGGCCAAUGUUCCUGUUAAGAACCCUGAAUGGAUCUGAAAUGGCACCUGCAACAUUGUUUAAGAAGGAACCACCAAAGCCACCUCUAAAUAAUUUCAAAGUGGGAAUGAAGCUUGAGGCCAUAGAUAAAAAGAACCCUUAUAUGAUCUGCCCUGCAACGAUUGGAGAUGUCAAAGGAGAUGAAAUUUACAUCACAUUUGAUGGCUGGAGUGGAGCUUUUGAUUAUUGGUGCAAGUACGAUUGUCGAGAUAUUUUCCCAGUUGGGUGGUGUCGCCUGACAGGAGAUGUAUUACAACCACCAGGAACUCAAGGCAUUGACAACAAGGUUUCCCUGAUAUCCCAUCCAUUGAUAGAAGAGGGCCAGGAGCACCCUCAGGCCCUGGAAAGAGAAGUGCCCAUUACAAAGAGUAUAGCAAAAACACAGUCUUCUCUUCCCAAAGCGGCCCCACAUUCAAUGCCGUCUCCACAGAAAACUGCUAUAAUAUUACCAACGCAGCAGAUCAGGAAAUCAAGUCGGAUUAAAACACCUCUCCAUACUUCAGCCCCCAAAAAGGGAAAUUCUGCCAAAAAUACCACACCAAGGAAAAAAGCCCCCAAAAAGGAAAAAUAUUUUCCUGUUUUGUGUUCUACAUCUUCAGCUUCUAUAAAUUCCCUGAUCAGAGAUCGUCGUGCUUAUAAUAGGGAUGCCACUCCUGGAACAUCUAAAAUAGUGAUGUCUACAGUCUGUGUCUAUGUAAACAAACAUGGAAACUCUGGUCCUCACCUGGAUCAGAAGAAAAUCCAGCAACUGCCUGACCACUUUGGUCCAGGCCCAGUGAAUGUGGUGCUCCGGAGGACUGUGCAGGCCUGUGUGGAUUGUGCCUUUCAAAGCAAGACUGUUUUUGGAUUUCUUAAGCCAGAUCAUCGUGGAGGAGAAGUGAUAACUGCCUCCUUUGAUGGGGAGACUCAUUCUGUCCAGCUCCCUCCAGUGAAUAGUGCAUCAUUUGCCCUUCGCUUUCUUGAGACCUUGUGCCACAGCCUGCAGUGUGAUAACCUUUUGAGUAGCCAGCCCUUUAGCUCUUACAGAGGUAAUACUCAGAGUCCUACAGAGCUUGAUAAAAGUGUACCAGUAAAAGAAGACAUAACAGAAAAGAAAAGCCCCAAACGGCCUUCUCAGGAACCUUUACCUUAUGUUGUUCCUGUGUCACCUAAGUUCCCCAAAACAAAGGUGCAUGCUUCUACAGAAGAAUCAUUGUCUUCUGAAGGAAAUGGCAUGCCCAAGGAGGAGAAGCUUCCUGAAGAUUCCAAAAGCCCACCACUAAGUCCAGCAAGUUCUGUAACUCCUGACAGCAGAAAUCCUGUAAGCGCUCAUACUGCAGUCUCCAGGGAUUUUUCUCCAAGUGCGCCAGGCCCCUCAAGUUCAGCACUGGUGGGAACUAAAUCUACCAAGAGCAGUCAACAUGAAGUUAAAUUCCAAACGCAGAAGAAAAGUGAAGCUCCAAGUUAUAUAGCUGUACCUGAUCCCAGUGUCCUGAAACAAGGCUUCUCUAAGGACCCUUCAACCUGGUCUGUGGAUGAAGUGAUACAGUUUAUGAAACAUAAAGAUCCUCAAAUAUCAGGCCCCCUCGCCGACCUCUUCAGGCAACAUGAAAUUGAUGGGAAGGCUCUGCUACUCCUCAAGAGUGAGGUGAUGAUGAAGUACAUGGGGCUGAAGCUGGGCCCGGCAUUAAAGUUGUGUUACUACAUUGAAAAACUUAAAGAAGGAAAAUACAACUAAAACAAAAUUGUAUGUUGAGAUUGGACACAAUUCUCAGUUGUCCUCGUAACUUUUAAUUUAAAAAUGUUUUUAUUCUCCUAGCAGCUUUUGUUUGGUAGACAGUUCCUCUAAAAGUAUGUAUAUCCAGAAUCGCAAAACAACGUUAUAGUUCACUCUACUUUAAAAACCAUUUAACGUUAGUAGUAGUAUAUUCAAAUUGGGAGUUCUUUAUGUCUUUUUCUUAUUUUACAGUUGAAAAUUUAUCAUUUUAUUGCACAGUUUACAAAUUUAUUUCAUGCUGGAAACAGAGAAACACCUUUGAUUUCAGUUAAUGUUUAUAUAUAGAACCAAAACAGCUGAAUCCCAAAGGGGAAAGUAUCAGGGACUGACAAGUUCUCUCAUAAAAUCCAUGAGUUUUCCUUAGAAGAGAAUUUAAAGAUGCAACUGCAGACAUUAUCUUUCUCCCAAUAUUUUAUGUCUGUUACUGCCAUUUUGUUUGUGUUCUGCCAGUUUCCAGAAAGGGAAAGCCAUAUAAAUUAUUUUCCUUUUGUUAUUAUUUCUCUGUAUGUUGUAUUUGUUCAUAUUUAAAGAAAAAAAGCAACCUUAUAAGCUUUCAUAAAGUGUUCUUAAUCAGUUUUUGAUAAAUUUUGAACAAUUAUAGGAUACAUAGAAUGGUUGUUUUAUGCAGGAGAUAUUAUACUACAAGGGUGGUUUGGAUGGAGUCAGGUUAAUUUUUUUUUCAAUAAUAUACCUAUUAUUUUAAAACGUUACAUAUUUUCGCUAAGCGUAGACAUUUAACUGGGCAUUCAUUCCUCACAUCUCUAUAUGAAGACACCUGUGCCCAAAUUUUUAUAAGAUAUAUAUUUUAUUGUCUGUGUUUAUUCCUCAUAUGGAUACUAUACCAUAUUUAUAUAUUAUUCUAUACCUGUAGGUAUACGAACAAGUAAAUCUCUUCUUUUUGAAUUUAAUAUGGCACUUUGUACUGCCACAGAGGUGAUGGUGAACUAUUUAUAUAGUUAGAGGUUUUUAUUCUAUAAAAAAUAUGUGCAUCAUUUGCUAUCACUAUUACCUCUCAGCUUUGUCUUCAGGGGAUAAGAAACAAUCCGUAGGUUGGUUUUCACACAGGGAAGUUCUCUGUCCUAUGCAAUGUUUCUAGUGAAUUUGCUUAGCUCUGAGCCAUUUAUUCUGCUACAUUUUGGAAGAUAUUUGAUUCUGACUUCUCAUUUUGGCCUUUAUUUUUAAAGUUAGAACUUUAAAGGGGAAAUGGUGCUAUAUGUUUAUUGUAAUUACUUUGUACAACUUUGGUGUAAUGUUUAUAAGCUAUGAGAAUCUGUGCUAAAAGUCUUAGCCAUUUGUUGUAAAUGCCAAUAAAAUAUACACCAGGGGCAUGAAUGUACAUUUUCUUUCUCAGAAAACCAAAUGUACUUUAUAUAAGAAUGCAACUAUUUAAAGGGUGAUUUUAUCUAUGUUAUUCCUUUUGUGUUAUAAGACAGAAUUCUAAUUUAAACCUGGUUUUUCUUCAAAUUGUUUGUGUGAAGAUGCCGGUGCCCGGUUGAACAGUCCUCAGGUGUGUUUGUAUGAAUACUAUGUUUUACAGUUUUCAGAUUUAAAAAUUUAAUAAAGUUUAAAAAACACAAUAA
Messenger RNA from Acinonyx jubatus (cheetah), 3936 nucleotides. RefSeq names its product Scm polycomb group protein like 2 (gene SCML2). NCBI's taxonomy places the organism in Eukaryota, Metazoa, Chordata, Mammalia, Carnivora, Felidae. Bases 134 to 2317 code for a protein of 727 amino acids. Gene Ontology annotation, cellular component: nucleus. The record is from RefSeq and is a predicted model, not a curated record. Gene Ontology annotation, biological process: regulation of DNA-templated transcription. The transcript has 16 exons. Gene Ontology annotation, molecular function: protein binding.